Messenger RNA from Scylla paramamosain (green mud crab), 3399 nucleotides. RefSeq lists its product as uncharacterized. The record is from RefSeq and is a predicted model, not a curated record. NCBI's taxonomy places the organism in Eukaryota, Metazoa, Arthropoda, Malacostraca, Decapoda, Portunidae. The transcript has 5 exons. Bases 382 to 1671 code for a protein of 429 amino acids.
CUGCUCGGAUGGUCUGCCUUGUACGUGCCAGCCUCGGCCGUUGGCGCGAAAACUGUGGGAAAGACAGGGACAGUUCAGGAAGUCUCAGGCUGUUUUGGAGCCUUUCGUGGCUGUGCUAGCAAAUAGCAGGUCCCCAAGUUUGCUGGUGCUGGCAAAAACAGAAUCAAUGAAGCAUGGCAGACGCAGAAGCGGCACAAUAAGGCGAAAGGAAGAGCGUAUCCUGCUACUGUAUGGGCUGGAUCAACCUCAACUUGUAACUGGUGGUAGCUACUCCAUCCAUUAAUUCUUUCCCUCUGUUGAGACAACUUAAAAGUACUAAACCACUACUCUAACUCUCCUAUUUUUCCCUGACUUUUGAUCACAGUCUCUUCUCAAUUAAUUAUGUCUUACCAUAAAAGAUACAGGCAGAUACAACGUGAGCUCAAGGAACUGUUGGUUAGUAGUAGUGAAGAGGAAGCUGACUGGGUUCAUCAAAACACCAAAAUUCCCAAACUUUACCAUAAUAACUCUGACCCAUCUUUAAGCUUUUCUGACCAGGACAGUUGUGAAAGUACAUCCUUAUCCCCCUUGAUAGUAACUGCACCAGAAGAAUUAAGCACAGAUGAUGAGAGUCACCACCAUAUAUCUGAUUUGGCACUUGAAGAAGGAUUAGCUUUAUGGGCAUCAAAAAAUCGCCAGGCAGCAAAUGAAUUAUUGGAGCUGUUGAGGAGACACCAUGACACACCUCACCGAAGAAGAAGCCAUGACCAAGGUGACAGGAGACAUCAUGACACACCUUACCGAAGAAGAAGCCAUGACCAAGGUGACAGUCCCAACCACCUAUCUUACUAUAGUGACAGUCCCGACCAGCAUGACAAGAGGCACCAUGACACAUCUUACCGAAGAAGAAGCCAUGACCAAGGUGACAGUCCCGACCACCUAUCUUACUAUAGUGACAGUCCCGACCAGCAUGACAAGAGGCACCAUGACACACUUUACCGAAGAAGAAGCCAUGACCAAGGUGACAGGAGACAGCUUGACACACCUGACCGAAGUGAUAGCCCUGGCCAGCAGGAGAGGAGAUAUGAAAAACACUAUCAAAAUAGAAGUCAUGACCACUAUGACUGGGACAAUAGACGUGAUAGACACAACCAGAGAGACAACAAGAGCAGGUGUGACCCUUGUAAUGACAAUCAAAAGAAUCACAAAGGUAGCCAGGAAGAUGCUGAAUCCAGCUUCCCUCUAACUAAAUUUCAGAAGCGAGUGUUACAACUUCUGCUGGACAUCAGGAAAACUGUUUCGGAUACGAGCACAUGUGGUGGUAAACCAGCUGACACAGCUUGUACUCUUACAAUCAAACGGAAUAAUUCCCUGGAAGAAGUGCAGAAUCUAGAGGAUGAAUUGGUUAAUCCCAGUUAUUUCAUGGAAGUGUGCAACCAGUGCGUCCGCAUAGGUGGCUAUAAUAAGAGAGAUAUGGUCUCUAAUUUGAUGUGCAGGUUUAUGACCAAAAACCUCAUGUGUCAGUAUAACAUGCUUGGGCAGAGAGGCAAGUUGUCUUUUAGAAAAACAAAGUUAUACAAUGUGAUUCAGGAGAGCGUGCUUAAAAAGUUCUCAGAUUCAAAUGUGACAGAAAUACAAAUGAUAGUUGCAGCAAAAUUGCGUAAUGCUCCAAAAUUGAAAAAUGAAAAUUAGCUGAUGUAAAAUGGUACUUACAAUCAGUUAAGAUCUGCAAGAAUGUUAAAACAAACCAAUCUUUGUCUCAUGCAUGACCUUGGUGAAGUAAAGUAUUUUCAUACCAAGAUGAACUGCAAUAGCGCAGUGAAAAAUCUAGUCAUACCCACUGCCACCAGGAGUCUAACCCGGGUCUCUUGAGUGAGAGCCAGACAGCAAGACCACUACACCACUGUGGUGUAGGGGUCUUGCUGCCUGGCUCUCACUCAAGAGACCCGGGUUCGACUUCUGGUGGCAGUGGGUAUGACUAGAUAAAGUAUUUUCAUUUUGUAUGUUACUAAAAAAAUGCUGGUAAAUUUAUCUCAUGACUGAUUGUACACAGAUGACCUUAUAUAUUGCAACUAUGUGUACAUUUCCCUUCCUCCCCCCUCUCUCUCUCUCUUAAAGAAGCUCUUUUUCUAUCAGAAUGACAAAAUUUAUUGAUGUGUAAACAGUAUAAGGGGGGAUGUUAGAGAAGCUUAAGAAUGAAAGAACCAGGACCGCCGAGAACCGAACCUCAGACAAGCUGUUCCCGCCACCACGCUAACCUGGUCCUGGUUCAUUCAACUUGUCGUUAUGGGAUUCAAGCUUAAGAAUGGUUUUUAAGAUGUGGAGAGAGACUUACUGCUGUAAAAUUUGAACCGAUUGGGAUAUUACCUCAUGAUAUUUAUGUGAGAUGAUAUUAAUGAUCUCAGAUUAUAAAAGCAAACUAGUAUUAUUAACAGUGAUUUAUUUUGUAAUUUAGUAAUAGAUAUAACAUUUUAAUUUAUAAUUUUGCUUUUGCCUACCACUUAGGUUCCCAUGUAUUUUUACGUAAAUGAAAAAGUACGAGUAUGGAGCUACACAAGUAUCAAUUCACAAAAUGCUUAAUUUCAUUGACAACUGUGGUCUGUAUUGUUUUAAGCAUAUUGUGUACUUGUGGCAGGCCUGGUAUUCUUUGCAUAUAUUCCCCCUGGGGCUACAUAGAUACUAGAAUGUAGCCCUCUCCAUGUCGGCUGUGUGCCGUAAGAGGCGACUGAUUCUGGCCCUGGGUGGGGAUCUCUUUUACUAGCCCAUAGCAGGUCUUUUUACCGCUUGACAUAUUUUCCCUUCUCAUUUCCCUUUGCUUUCUGUCCAUUUUCUUUUACGUUCUCUUACUUUUCCGAGUGGUGGGCUGACUCUGUCAGAGUGAGGGUUGGUGUCCUUUACUUCCCAUAGCCAUUUCUGUCUUUCUCUUGUUCUAUAUACCUCUACUGUUUAGGGUGACACUAGGCUGGGGAUCUGCCCAUUCUUCUCUACCUUUUAUAGUCCCACUUGUGGCACAUGCCCAGGGAUAAUGCUAGGCACAAGUGCCAUGGGAACCCAUUUAUUGAGUCGUGGCCCGGGAUGGCGGAUGGUCACCCUCACAGUUCAAGGGUGGUUUCUGCUGUUCUGGACCAUGGCAUGGGGAGGUAAUGCAUAGGAGCAGGUGUCAGGCUAUGGAUGGAUUGUGGCUAAACAAAGUUUUAAUUUUUUGUAUUACUGGGAUCAUCCAUUUAUAUAUUGCAGUUAUUCUUCAUUCAAGUCAGAUAUCUUGAAAGCCUUUAUAUAUAAAAAUGCAAGCACUAACUUUUUUUUUUUUUUCAUAAAAUAUGGAAAUUAUUUUGGUUUUGAUAUUUUUACAAGGAUGAAGAUUAUUAAAUUUAUGAAAAAGUGUAAGACUGAAGAAUAUAUAUAUACACACUUUCUGUA